Zingiber officinale is the source of this 2585-nucleotide messenger RNA. RefSeq lists its product as uncharacterized. The record is from RefSeq and is a predicted model, not a curated record. The transcript has 13 exons. The coding region runs from base 138 to 2375 and encodes 745 amino acids. NCBI's taxonomy places the organism in Eukaryota, Viridiplantae, Streptophyta, Magnoliopsida, Zingiberales, Zingiberaceae.
UUACUAGAACGUUCGUCCAACUCACUGAAACGCUGUCGGUGACUCCUUUGCGGUCUCAAUUCUCGUCGUCUCUCUCGCUCCUCGCCGGCCGUGACCUUCUUGCGGAAUCCGAGGCAUUGGGUCGAGAUCGUAGGGGCAUGGCGGAGGAAGAGGAGUUCGCGAGGGCCGUUGAGGACGGGCUGAAGCUGGCGAAGCGUGUGUACGCUGGAAAGGAGCGGCAGAUCUUGGAGCCUCCGAAUCCGGUGGCGGGGAUGGAUCGUAAGGCGGACUUGUUCCUUCCUUCGGCGCCGAUGGUGUACGCGGUGAUAUCCGACCCCCGGAUUGUCGACAAUCCGGAUAUCCCCAGCUACCAGCCGUAUGUGUACGGGAAGUGCGACCCCCCGGCCCUGAUCCCUCUCCAUAUGGUAGACAUCGGGAUGGAGGUUGACUGCCUCCUCGAUUCGACCUUCGUCUCUUUCCGCGGCCGGUGGCGGAUCCAUUGCGUGAUGCGGAAUAAGAGCUGCAACUGCCGGCUGGCUGUCCCUAUGGGUGAACAGGGUUCGGUUCUAGGUGUUGAGAUUGUGGUUGGUGGAAAAUCAUAUCAUACCCAGGUGAUUGAAGAAGAACAUAACCUAGGAAAUAGUGCUGAAAAUGAAGGCAGUGGCUUCCUAAAACGACACAUAUUUUACUUAACAAUUCCUCAGGUCAAUGGAGGAUCAGACAUUUCUAUCAAUGCAAGAUGGUCACAAAAGUUGACAUAUAAUUAUGAUCAGUUCUUGGUUAGCAUACCAUUCAAUUUUCCAGAAUAUGUCACUCCUUUCUCAAAAAUUGUUGCAAAAAGGGAAAAGAUUCAGUUAAACAUCAAUAGUGGUUUUGGAAAGGAGCUUCUGAUCCAGAAGACAAGCCAUCAUUUGAAGGAACAAAAUCGCCAUGCAGGAAAGUUAAAUUUUUUGUAUGAAGCAGAUGUUGACAGUUGGUCAAAUAAAGAUUUUGAAUUCUCAUAUAGUCUUUAUUCAGAUGACUUGUCUGGCGGUAUACUCGUAAAGUCUCCAACAACACAUGAUGGUGACCACAGAGAUAUGUUCUGUUUUUAUCUUUUUCCGGGAAGUAAUCAGAGAAGAAAGGCUUUCAAAAAUGAGAUUGUCUUUGUUGUCGAUGUAAGCGGAAGCAUGCACGGAACGUUUAUUGAGAAUGUUAAAAGCUCGUUAGCCGCAUCACUGUUAGAGCUCAGGCCGGGCGAUUUGUUUGAUAUCAUAGCUUUCAAUGAUGAGCUUCACUUUUUUUCACCAUGUUUAGAGCAUGCUAAUGAAGAAAUGAUAGAAAAUGCUAUCCAGUGGAUGAAUAAGGAUUUUAUUGCAGAGGGUGGAACAAACAUCAUGCACCCCUUGAAGGAGGCAAUUGGUUUAUUAUCAAGUACAAAUAGUUCAGUUCCACACAUUUUUCUCAUAACUGAUGGAGCUGUUGAAGAUGAGCGCAACAUCUGUAAUACCAUUAAAACUCUUCUGGCAAAUACUGGAUCUGUAUCUCCUCGGAUUUCGACAUUUGGCAUUGGUCUUUAUUGCAAUCAUUACUUCUUGAAGAUGCUGGCUUCUAUCGGGAGGGGGCAGUAUGAUGCUGCAUAUGAUCCAGAUUCAAUAGGAACACAUAUUCCAAAAUGGUUUUGUAGAGCUUCAUCAACCAUAGUUGCAAACCUGACAGUUGACAGCUUCACUGACCUUGAUGAAUUGGAGGUCCACUCUAUUAAUAUUCCAGAUCUUUCAGCUCAAUGUCCACUGAUAAUAUCAGGCCGAUUUUAUGGAAAAUUUCCAGAGACUCCUCAAGCUAAGGGAAUCUUGGCUGACAUGACUGAUAUUGUUAUCAACUUGAAGGUGCACAACACAAAGGAUUUUCCUCUUGAGAAAGCAUUGGUCAAGCAGCAUAUUGAUCUUCUUACAGCUCAGGCGUGGUUUACUGAGAGUAAACAACUUGAGGAAAAGGUGGCUAAAUUAAGCAUACACAGUAGCACUCCUUCAGAGUAUACAUGUAUGGUUUUACUUCAAAAUGACACUGUAAAGGAGGCUGUAAAACAGGUGAAGAAGAAAACAUCCUUUAAGCGAGCUGGCCAAGGAUACAACUUUCCAACCGUGGUGCAUGGAGUGACUAUGGGCUUUGGCGAUCCAACUGCAACCAAAGAAAAUCGCCAAUUUGGGGAGCUGAAGAAGCCUGAGAUCCUUGCUGUCUACAACAAGACCAUUGGCCGCUGUAGCAAGAUAGCCUACUGCUGCUGCUGCCCCUGCUGCAUAAAAACAUGCAGUAGGAUAAACGAUCAACUUAUGAUUGUUUUAACGCAGCUCUGUACAGCUCUAUCAUGCCUUGCCUGCUUAGAAUGCUGCAGUGAGUUAUGGGGCGGCAACUAGUUAUAUUUCUCUCGUGUUGUGUUUUUGUAUUUUGAAUCAAUUUGCUGUGUAUACAUAUGCAGUUUAUUUUCCUUUUCCAGUUGCAAACUAAUGUUACUGAAAUGAGUGAGUUGUAUCAUGUAACGCCGCUUGUAUUUAUUGUCCCAUUUGUCAUUGUUAUCAUCUGACUCAAGUCACAAAGAAAUGACACAACAGAUUUUAUUUGUUUUC